AUGUCAAGCAUUACGGACUCGACCGAUCCCAUGCCUGCUAUCCAACAAGCUCAAAAGGCACUUGAAUCUCUGCAGAUAAAAGACACCGUCGACAAGAUCAACGACAGCUACCAGCAAUUACAAACCAAGAUUGAGACACAACGUGAAGAGGAACAACGCAUAGAACAAGAAUUACAGCAGGAGUUGGAUAUGUUGAAACAACAACUGGAGGAAGUUUCAAAGACGCAUGAUUUGGAGGCAUUGGAUCGCGAACGCGAAAAAUUGGAGGAGGAGACGCGUGCUGUUAUUGAACGAAGACAAGCAAUGGAGGUGGAAGUGGAUCAGCUCAAGCAAGAACUACAUGCUUUGGAAGCAAAGGAGUUGGAUAACAUGAGCAAAGACUUUUACAGCUUGUUGAUGGUGAUUUAUCGAGGACUGGGCGUGAAGACAUUACCAGAGGAGGAUGGAUCAUUCAAAAAGCUUCAAUUGACGUCACCCGACAACCAAAAAGUGCAGGUCUUUGAUGUCAGCAAAGGAUACACCCCCUAUUACAUAGCAAAAAAGAUCUGGCAAUACAUUACACCACCCCAAUAA
Lichtheimia ornata is the source of this 573-nucleotide messenger RNA. RefSeq lists its product as uncharacterized. The record is from RefSeq and is a predicted model, not a curated record. The transcript has 4 exons. NCBI's taxonomy places the organism in Eukaryota, Fungi, Mucoromycota, Mucoromycetes, Mucorales, Lichtheimiaceae. The coding region runs from base 1 to 573 and encodes 190 amino acids.